Messenger RNA from Mercurialis annua (annual mercury), 2085 nucleotides. RefSeq names its product inorganic phosphate transporter 1-4. Gene Ontology annotation, cellular component: membrane. The transcript has 2 exons. Lineage: Eukaryota; Viridiplantae; Streptophyta; Magnoliopsida; Malpighiales; Euphorbiaceae. Gene Ontology annotation, biological process: transmembrane transport; phosphate ion transport. Gene Ontology annotation, molecular function: phosphate transmembrane transporter activity. Bases 270 to 1880 code for a protein of 536 amino acids. The record is from RefSeq and is a predicted model, not a curated record.
UCUCCGAAUAUUUUUGCGUAGCCUUCUUUUUCUUUUUAUUUUAUUUGGCGACAGCUUGAGAGUUGACUCGUCGCCUAUAAAUAUCCCAAAUAACUCCCUCACCUGUUUUAUGCAAACACCACACCUGCACUGCACUCACCAUUUUCAUUCCAUGCCUAGCUUUCUUUCUCUAAUUUUCCUUUCCUGAGAAACAAACACAAAAAGGAAAAUCCGCCAAGAAAACGAAGUUUUGCUAAUUCUAAAAGAGUGAAAAGCUUCUGAAUUGAGUCAUGGCUAAGGAAUUACAGGUUCUGAAUGCUCUUGAUGUUGCAAAAACACAAUGGUACCAUUUCACUGCGAUUAUCAUAGCCGGAAUGGGAUUUUUCACCGAUGCAUACGACCUGUUUUGCAUAUCUCUGGUGACGAAAUUGCUCGGCCGCAUAUACUACCAUGUUGAAGGUGCAGAAAAGCCUGGAACUUUGCCUCCUAAUGUAGCGGCUGCUGUUAAUGGUGUAGCAUUCUGCGGAACUCUGGCAGGCCAGCUCUUCUUCGGGUGGCUCGGUGACAAGAUGGGGAGGAAGAAAGUCUAUGGUAUGACUCUUAUGAUUAUGGUGAUCUGCUCAGUGGCUUCAGGUCUUUCUUUUGGCCACAGUCCUAACUCUGUAAUGGCAACUCUUUGCUUCUUCCGGUUCUGGCUCGGUUUUGGCAUCGGCGGCGACUAUCCACUUUCCGCUACGAUCAUGUCCGAGUAUGCUAACAAGAAAACUAGGGGUGCUUUUAUUGCUGCUGUAUUUGCUAUGCAGGGAUUUGGAAUUUUAGCAGGAGGUAUUUUUGCUAUAAUUAUAGCGUCGGCCUUUAAGGCUGGAUUCCCUGCUCCUGCUUACGAGGUUGAUGCAAUCGCGUCGACUAUAUCGCAAGCAGAUUAUGUCUGGCGUAUAAUUGUGAUGAUUGGAGCAAUCCCUGCUGCACUUACCUACUAUUGGAGGAUGAAGAUGCCUGAAACGGCUCGUUAUACCGCCCUUGUCGCCAAGAAUGCAAAACAGGCUGCUUCUGAUAUGUCGAAAGUUCUGCAGGUGGAUAUUGAGGCAGAAGAGCAAAAGGUGGAGCAGAUUUCUCAGGAUCAGUCCAACGGAUUCGGUUUGUUUUCUAAACAGUUUCUUCACCGCCACGGACUACACUUGCUUGGCACAACAUCGACGUGGUUCUUGCUCGACAUUGCAUUCUACAGCCAAAAUCUAUUCCAGAAGGACAUCUUUAGCGCUGUUGGGUGGAUCCCUCCUGCAAAGACCAUGAAUGCUAUUGAAGAGGUUUAUAAAAUUGCUAGAGCACAGACAAUUAUCGCUCUAUGCAGUACUGUGCCUGGCUACUGGUUUACAGUCGCGUUCAUCGACAGAAUCGGAAGAUUUGCAAUCCAAUUGAUGGGUUUCUUCUUCAUGACAGUGUUCAUGUUUGCCUUGGCAAUUCCAUACGAUCACUGGACACACAAGGACAACAGAAUCGGAUUCGUCGUGAUGUACUCCUUAACCUUUUUCUUUGCAAACUUCGGACCUAAUGCCACCACAUUCGUAGUACCAGCCGAAAUUUUCCCAGCAAGGUUAAGGUCAACAUGCCAUGGAAUAUCAGCAGCAUCAGGAAAGCUCGGCGCAAUAGUUGGCGCAUUCGGAUUCUUGUAUUUGGCUCAGAACAAAGACAAGGCCUUGGCAGAUGCAGGGUACCCUGCAGGCAUUGGUAUGAAGAAUUCACUUAUUAUAUUGGGUGUAGUCAACGGCUUAGGCAUGCUGUUCACUUUCUUGGUACCGGAAUCGAAAGGAAGGUCUCUCGAAGAGAUGUCCGGUGAAAACGAGGACGAUAACGAGAACGUGGAGCAAAGCUCAAAUCACAACAGGACGGUUCCGGUUUAGAUUAUAGUCCAGAAGCAAGCAAGUUGGCUAGAAUAAAUUUGAACUUGUACUAGUCCUCUGCAUUUUAAGUUUCAAGAAAAGUUUGUAUCUUUUUUAUUUUAUUUUUCAAUAUUGUCCUUAUUCUAUAACUCUACUUCUUUUUUGUACUUAAUGUAGUCAUAUGCUGCUGGAACUUGAGAAUAUAAUAGAUGAUCAUUUUUACUAA